AUGGACGUGUACCGCACCCCGGCCGCCGCGCUCGACAAGCUGGUGGCCCGCAGCCUGCAGCCGCCGGGGGAGUUCGUGCGGGCGGCGCGGCGGGCGCUGGGCGCCCUGGUCUGCGCCCUGACAGAGCGCGGGGGCCGCCCCGGCCAGCCGCUGCCGCGCGUGCUGAAGGUGGUCAAGGGAGGCUCCUCUGGCCGGGGCACAGCUCUCAGGGGUGGCUGUGACUGCGAACUUGUCAUCUUCCUCGACUGCUUCAAGAGCUAUGAGGAUGAGAGGGCCCACCGUGCACAGAUCCUCAAUGAGAUGCGGACACUGCUGGAAUCCUGCUGGCGGGACCCGGUCCCCGGCCUGAGCCUUAAGUUUCCUGAACAGGAUAUGUCCGGGGUCCUGAGGUUCCGACUGGCAUCUGUAGACCUUGAAAACUGGAUGGAUGUUAGCCUGGUGCCCGCCUUCGAUGUUCUGGGACAGCUCAGCUCUGGUGCCAAACCCAAGCCCCAGGUCUAUGCCACCCUCCUCAAAAGUGGCUGCCAGGGGGGCGAGCACUCAGCCUGCUUCACAGAGCUGCAGAGGAACUUCGUGAACACUCGCCCAGCCAAGCUCAAGAACCUGAUUCUGCUCGUGAAGCACUGGUUCUGCCAGGUGUGCCCCCAGGAGGCAAGGAAGGAAACGCUGCCCCCUGUCUAUGCCUUGGAGCUGCUGACCAUCUUUGCCUGGGAGCAGGGCUGUGGGAAGGACGCCUUCAGCCUGGCUCAAGGCUUCCGGACUGUCCUGGGCCUGAUCCAACAGUAUCAGCACCUGUGUGUUUUCUGGACCGUCAACUAUGGCUUCGAAGACCCUACAGUCAGGCAGUUCUUGCGAAGACAGCUUGAGAGACCCAGACCUGUGAUCCUGGACCCAUCUGAUCCCACAUGGGAUGUGGGAAAUGGGGCAGCCUGGCACUGGGAUAUGCUGGCCCAGGAGGCAGAGUCCUGCUAUGACCACCAGUGCUUUCUGCAGGGGUCUGGGGACCCUGUGCAGCCCUGGGAGGGGCCGGGCCUUCCACGUGCUGGGUGCUCAGGUUUGGGUCACCCCAUCCAGCGAGACCCUGACCAGGGGACCCCUGAAGACAGUAGGAGUCUCAAUGCUGUGCUACCAAGGGCAAGGAACAAGCAGCCCUCAUGCCCAGCUCCCAGCCCCUCGGGGGCGGCCAGUAUAACCUCCUCUGUGCCAGGGACAGCCUCACAUCUGUCUCAGAUCCCUACCAAGGAGCUGGACAGCUUCAUCCAGGACCACCUGAAACCAAGCCCCCAGUUCCAGGAGCAGGUGAAAAGGGCCACUGAUGUCAUCUUGCGCUGCCUCCGGGAGAACUGUGUCCACAAGCCCUCAAGAGUCAGCAAGGGCGGCUCAUUCGGCCGGGGCACAAACCUAAAGGGUGGCCGUGAUGUCGAACUCAUCCUCUUUCUCAACUGCUUCACUGACUACAAGGACCAGAGGGCCCACCGUGCAGAGAUCCUUGAUGAGAUGCGGGCACAGCUGGAAUCCUGUUGGCAGGAUCAGGUCCCUGGCCUGAGCCUUAAGUUUCCUGAGCAGAACGUGCCUGAGGCUUUGCAGUUCCAGCUAGUGACUGUGGCCCUAGAAAGCUGGAUGGAUGUUAGCCUGCUGCCUGCCUUUGAUGCCAUGGGGCAGCUCAGUUCUGGCACCAAACCUAAGCCCCAGGUCUACUCGACCCUCCUUGACAGUGGCUGCCAGGACGGUGAGUACCGGGCCUGCUUUGCAGAGCUGCGGAGGAACUUCGUGAACACUCGCCCAGCCAAGCUGAAGAACCUGAUCCUGCUGGUGAAGCACUGGUACCUCCAGGUUGCAGCUAAGGACAAAGGAGAUUGGCCAGCCCGUGCCUCUCUGCCCCCAGCCUAUGCCCUGGAGCUCCUGACCAUAUUUGCCUGGGAGCAGGGCUGCAGGAAGGACCGUUUCAACAUGGCCCAAGGCCUCCGGACCAUCCUGGGGCUUGUCCAGCAGCAACAGCAGCUCUGUGUCUACUGGACGGUCAACUACAGCAUUGAGGAUCCAGCUCUGAGAAUGCACCUCCUUGGGCAGCUUCGGAAACCCAGGCCUCUGGUCCUGGACCCUGCCGACCCCACCUGGAACGUAGGCCAGGGAAGCUGGGAGCUGUUGGCCCAGGAAGCAGCAGCCCUAGAGACACAGGCCUGCUUUAUGGGUAAAGAUGGGAUACCUGUGGAGCCCUGGUAUGUGAUGCCAGCUCUCCUUUACCAGACCCCAGCUGGGGACCUUGACAAGUUCAUCUGUGACUUUCUCCAACCCAACCGCCAGUUCCUGGCUCAGGUGAACAAGGCUGUCGACACCAUCUGCUCAUUCCUUAGGGAAAACUGCUUUCGGAAUUCUCCUAUCAAAGUGCUCAAGGUGGUCAAGGGCGGUUCUUCAGCCAAAGGCACAGCUCUGCGUGGCCGCUCAGAUGCUGACCUAGUGGUGUUCCUCAGCUGCUUCAGCCAGUUCACUGAGCAGGGGAAUAAGCGGGCCGAGAUCAUCUCAGAGAUCCGCGCCCAGCUGGAGGCAUGUCAGCGGGAGCAGCAGUUCGAGGUGAAGUUUGAGAUCUCCAAAUGGGAUAAUCCUCGUGUGCUGAGCUUCUCACUGAAAUCCCAGACAAUGCUGGACCAGAGUGUGGACUUUGACGUUCUGCCAGCCUUUGAUGCCCUAGGUCAGCUGGUCUCCGGCUCCAGGCCCAGCUCUCAAGUCUACGUCGACCUCAUCCACAGCUACAACAAUGCGGGCGAGUACUCCACCUGCUUCACUGAGCUGCAGCGGGACUUCAUCAUCUCUCGCCCCACCAAACUGAAGAGUCUGAUCCGACUGGUGAAGCACUGGUACCAGCAGUGCAACAUGAUGCCCAAGGGGAAAGGCUCCCUGCCCCCUCAGCACGGGCUGGAACUCCUGACAGUGUACGCCUGGGAGCAGGGCGGGCGGGACCCCCAGUUCAACAUGGCCGAGGGCUUCCGCACCGUCCUGGAACUGGUCACCCAGUACCGCCAGCUCCGCAUCUACUGGACCAUCAACUACAAUGCUGAGGACAAGACUAUUGGAGACUUCCUGAAACUACAGCUUCAGAAGCCCAGGCCCAUCAUCCUGGAUCCAGCUGACCCAACGGGCAACCUGGGCCACAAUGCCCGCUGGGACCUGCUAGCCAAGGAAGCUGCAGCCUGCAUAUCUGCCCUGUGCUGCAUGGGCAGGGAUGGCACCCCCAUCCAGCCAUGGCCAGUGAAGGCUGCUGUGUGAAGCCCAGGAAAUCAGUGGUCCUACCGGAUGGAUGCCAGCCCUCAGAGUCCCCUGCCAGAUGAGCCUCUGUGUGUGU
Messenger RNA from Cynocephalus volans (Philippine flying lemur), 3340 nucleotides. RefSeq names its product 2'-5'-oligoadenylate synthetase 3 (gene OAS3). Gene Ontology annotation, cellular component: nucleoplasm; cytosol; membrane. The record is from RefSeq and is a predicted model, not a curated record. Gene Ontology annotation, biological process: negative regulation of viral genome replication; regulation of ribonuclease activity; defense response to virus. Lineage: Eukaryota; Metazoa; Chordata; Mammalia; Dermoptera; Cynocephalidae. The transcript is spliced from 16 exons. The coding region runs from base 1 to 3264 and encodes 1087 amino acids. Gene Ontology annotation, molecular function: double-stranded RNA binding; 2'-5'-oligoadenylate synthetase activity.